GUAGAUAUCAUUCACAGACGACUCCAUAAGGACAUCCUCCACAACCCUGUGGUCAUGUUGAACUUUUGCCCUGACCUCAAGUCUAUCAGCUCAGACCUGAGGAAGGUUCACGGCGAGUUUAUCUUCCUCAUCGACCGCAGUGGUAGCAUGAGUGGGGUUAACAUCAACCGUGUGAAGGAUGCCAUGGUGGUGAUUCUCAAGAGCCUUGUGCCAGGCUGCCUUUUUAACAUCAUAGGCUUCGGCUCUACAUUCAAAUCACUUUUCACAACCAGCCAGAACUAUGACGAGGAAGCCCUGGUCCUGGCUUGUGAGUAUGUUAGGAAGAUCAGAGCCGACAUGGGGGGGACCAACAUCCUAGCACCGCUCAACUGGAUCUUGAGGCAGCCGAUGUUCAACGGACACCCACGCCUACUCUUCCUGCUCACCGACGGGGCCGUCAGCAACACAGGCAAGGUUAUCGAGCUGGUCCGCAGCCAUGCACGCUACAUCAGAUGUUUUACAUAUGGCAUAGGACAGAAUGCCUGCAGGAGGCUGGUGAAGGGACUGGCAACUGUUUCCAAAGGAACAGCAGAGUUCCUGGCCGAAGGAGAGAGGCUGCAACCCAAGAUGAUAAAGUCCCUAAAGAAAACCAUGUCUCCAGUACUCAGUGAUAUUUCCAUCGAAUGGCUCUUUCCUGAGACCAAAGAAGUGCUGCUGUCCCCUGUGGGCAACACCUUCCUGUUUCCAGGGGACAGUCUGAUUGGUUACUGUGUGGUUUGUGACACCACCCGCUACCAUGCCAACCCCAAAUCUGAUAAGAGGAGGCGAUACAGCAUGAUGCGCUCCAUUGAAUCAGCCAGCUCUGUGUUUCACUCUCAAGAAGAGGACCCAGUGAAGACAGGUGUCGACAGUCAGGGAUCCUACAGGGAAGCACUCACUGGCCCUCUGUAUGACUUCUACCAGGACACCAUGAUAGACAGCAGCCCUGCCACCACAGAGCAAGACACCAUGGGGUUGGAUUGUAAGACCUCUCCGAGAAGGCGCGCAUACAGUACCAACCAGAUAAUAGACUACAACCCAGCAAAGAAGGUCUACACUCCCAGUGAUCCCAGUUCUGUGGUGGUAAAGAAUCCACUGAGGAGAACCAAAGUCCAGGAGCUGAUAGGCCAGAUGAGCCCUGAGCACGAGGCACAGUGGAGGAACGACUACCAGCCACAGCUGGCGAGCCUGUGUGCCACAUCUUCCAGAGGCCGUUCCGCCAGCUGUCACAGGCCGUUCCCUCUGCAGGAGCCGCUGCUGCAACAGGAAGCCGACUCAGAGCUUCAUUUCCAUUCUCAGCCUCAGGACAACCCUCAGCUCAGCGGCAUCAGCAUGACGCCUUCAGCUCGCAACACCACUGGAGAGGAUGGCUCCAGAUCGUCCACUGACAGCCCAUCUGUUGGCAGUGCUGGAGAUACAGAUGGUUAUGGACACCAGUUAUGUCAAGCAGAAACCCCACAGGAGACCAGAACGUCAGAUCUGGGUGCAGCAAGCCAGCACAAAGGUGACUGCAAGGCCUUGGUGUCCGGACUGCUGUGUGGGAAACCAGAGAAAUGGGAGGUCGUCUUUGAUAUCGAGCCCUUCCUGAAUGGCCGUGAACGUGAGGAAAAGGUUCAUGAAGAGCUGUGGAAUGAGACCUUCCACCACCUGGCUGGACGCUCCAUCAUACAUGACUUUGAGCACAUGGUGGAUAAGGAGUGUGAGAUUGAACAUGGCUCUGGGAGGAAGUACCAACUAUAUGCUAUUCACACCAGCAAGGCCUGCAAUAUACUGAGCAAAUACACAGCGUUUGUUCCAGUCGACCUGGAUACUAAUGAGUAUUUGCAGACAUGUAUUGAGUACAUAAACCCCAGUGAAAGUCUAAAGAGGGGCUCACAUUCCAGCUCUCGUUCAGGGAGCAGGAAGAACCGCGGGUACUCC
Micropterus salmoides (largemouth bass) is the source of this 1938-nucleotide messenger RNA. Its product is annotated as von Willebrand factor A domain-containing protein 5B1-like. The transcript is spliced from 11 exons. The record is from RefSeq and is a predicted model, not a curated record. Lineage: Eukaryota; Metazoa; Chordata; Actinopteri; Centrarchiformes; Centrarchidae. The annotation marks the transcript as partial.